Thamnophis sirtalis is the source of this 2197-nucleotide messenger RNA. RefSeq names its product dual specificity phosphatase 8 (gene DUSP8). Gene Ontology annotation, molecular function: MAP kinase tyrosine/serine/threonine phosphatase activity; MAP kinase tyrosine phosphatase activity; protein tyrosine/threonine phosphatase activity. Gene Ontology annotation, biological process: peptidyl-tyrosine dephosphorylation; negative regulation of MAPK cascade. NCBI's taxonomy places the organism in Eukaryota, Metazoa, Chordata, Lepidosauria, Squamata, Natricidae. The record is from RefSeq and is a predicted model, not a curated record. Gene Ontology annotation, cellular component: cytoplasm.
AAGCUGUUCCCAUCAAAUCCUCUCGCAAUUGUGGUUUAAUCAUCCUGGCGAAUGUGCAGCAUUUUGCAACUCGUCGGAGCGCUGCAGGGGCUUUGAUCUUGGGCUGCGGAGGAAGUGCCAGGCGGGUUUGGCACAAUGACUUGUCAUACAGGGCUUUAGCAGCGUGGCAGAAGUUGGCUGUUUUCAAGUUGCCUUCCCCCUUCCCCCUCCUCCUUCACUUCUGGGAUAUCUGAGCUGGCUUCUCUUCCCUGGGGGUUCCUUUCCUUCUCCUACUUGCUGCAGAAGGGACCAGUCUACCAUGGCCGGAGACAAACUUCCACCCAAAGUGAUGGAUCCUAAGAAGCUCGCCAGACUCUUGAAGAGCGGGACCGAAGGAAUGUUGGUCAUUGACAGCCGCUCCUUUGUGGAGUACAACUCCUGGCAUGUUCUCAACUCUGUCAACAUCUGCUGUUCCAAGCUGGUCAAAAGAAGGCUUCAGCAAGACAAGGUGGAGGCAGAGAAACAUCAAGAUGUUGUGGUUUAUGAUCAGAGCACAAGGGAUGUAAAUGGGCUGGCAACCGACAGUUUCCUAUCCAUUCUUUUGGGCAAGCUGGACAGUUGCUUCCACAGUGUCUCCAUCCUCACAGGGGGCUUUGCCACCUUCUCGUCUUGUUUCCCAGGACUCUGUGAAGGAAAACCAACUGCCAUCCUGCCAAUGAGUAUCUCUCAGCCAUGCUUGCCAGUGGCCAAUGUUGGCCCAACACGCAUCUUGCCUCAUCUCUAUCUAGGUUCCCAGAAAGAUGUCUUAAAUAAGGACCUGAUGACCCAGAAUGGGAUCAGCUAUGUUCUCAACGCCAGCAAUUCAUGUCCCAAGCCAGAUUUCAUCUGUGACAGUCACUUCAUGCGCAUUCCAGUCAAUGACAACUACUGUGAGAAACUGCUUCCUUGGCUGGAUAAAUCGAUUGAGUUCAUCGAUAAGGCCAAGGUUUCUAGCUGCCAGGUGAUUGUGCACUGCUUGGCAGGGAUUUCCCGAUCGGCCACCAUUGCCAUUGCAUACAUCAUGAAGACCAUGGGCAUGUCUUCAGAUGAUGCCUACAGGUUUGUCAAAGACAGACGUCCCUCCAUAUCACCCAAUUUCAACUUCUUAGGUCAACUCCUAGAGUAUGAGAGAAGUUUGAAGCUGCUCAAGGCUUUGAAGGCUCAAGGAGAGAAAGGGGAAGGGGAAUCCCAGCAAGAAUACUUUGAGACUUGUGAAGGUAAUAGACCCCAGACUCUUUCUCUCUCAGAAAAGACUGAGGAGGUAUUAAAAAGCACAAUCUUGGAAACAUCCUGCAUUGACUCUGAGCGAUCACUAGGGAUUUCAAAGGUUGUCUCACCCAUGGCGUUGCAGCAAGGACUCAAUGGGCUGCAUUUAUCUUCUGAUCGCAUCCAAGACACCAACCGACUCAAGCGUUCUUUUUCUCUGGACAUCAAGUCAGCCUACUGUCCUACCCAAAGGCAGGAGAGCCCGGUUCCUACCGAAGUAGGGGAAACUCCCAAGCUUUGUAAGUUGGACAGCCCUUCGGGUCCCAAUGGUACCUGCCAGUUCUCUCCUCUUCCAGACGGUUCUGACUGGCCCAGCGGACCUGACUUCAUUCUAGAGGCCAAAGUACGACAGCGACGGAAGCACAGGCACCAAGCAGGCUCCCCUGCCCAUGGGCUGAGCCUUAAUUUCAGUGGGAUGUGUGCCAUGCACAAAAGCACCAGCAUGGAGGACAAUCUCAAGCAGACCCUUCGGCUGAGCCUUCCCAAUGUAGGGCAGCAGCUGGCACAGCCAGCCACCGCCCCCUCCAACGCUGGUACUUGGGGGAUGCACGUGGAGUCCCCAAGCACGCCUACCUCGGAGAACCCCUGGUACUUCGGCACAGACUCGGCAGCGGGCAGCAAAGGCGGCGGGAGUGGAACUCUCUUUGCCAGCGCCACCACCUACUCUUCAUUCAGCUGCAGCACAAUCCAGGCAAGCUGCGAGAUCAGACUGAGGGACAAGCAGCGAGGAGAGCAGCGAGAGGUGCGGCACAGCUGGCACGAGGACACCAUGCCUGAGAAGCAGUUCAAAAGAAGGAGCUGCCAGAUGGAAUUUGAAGAAACCUUAUCGGAGAGCAGAUCUCGGGAAGACCUGGGCAAAAUUAGCAAACAGUCUAGCUUUUCAGGCAGCAUGGAGAUCAUAGAGGUGUCCUGA